Pocillopora meandrina is the source of this 1272-nucleotide messenger RNA. The record is from the annotation of a GenBank genome assembly. Lineage: Eukaryota; Metazoa; Cnidaria; Anthozoa; Scleractinia; Pocilloporidae.
CAUCAAUGCAUUUCAUUUUUGCUCAAAAAUAUUUAGACAAUGGAGACAAUAGACCACAAAAAUCUGUGAGAGUUCAGAUAAAUUAGGUGUUUCUUUUGUCUUUCUCUAAAGGUGAAGUAAUGUGAUAUUUUUGUUCUUUUGAAAGUUAUGCUCUUUGCUGUUACUUAAAUGAAAACAUUUGGUACACAAAGUGUCCCAUCUCAACCCACCCAACCAAAAAAAUUAACUCUUGCAUGCUAUGCUUACCUAUGUCUUAAUGUUGAUAUUAAUUUUCGUAGUUAUACAUGAAUGAAAAAGUAUCAAUUGUGCAAAAACCAAAACUGGUAUUUUUUUAAAUGGAUUUUGACAGGUGACAUAGAGGACACAUACCCAUUCAGGCAAGCAAGUGCCCAACUACAUCUUAUCAUCCAGUUUCCAGUUUUGUACACUUCCGGUAAAGUCGAAGAUCAUGUCUUAAAGCGACAAGCAGAGUAUAUCUACAGUCUGCAAAAAAACCUGCAGAGUCCACAUGUGAGUCAAAACAUUACUCAGCUCACUGAAUUCAAAUUAAUUUAUAGGACUUUCAGGGGUGAGACUAAACAGAAUAAUUAUAUCUUCACUCUUCCCCCCAGCCCCAUAAAACCUGGUAAAAAUUAGUUUUAUUUCCUUUAGGUUGCAGCAGUUCAUAUUCUCUGUGAAAAAGACAAAGACCCCAUUUUCAUAAAAGCACAGAAUUUGGAACAAGAUUGGAAACUAGACUUCAUCAUUCUUGGUCGACGCAUGCACUAUAAAGAUGCCUUUGAAUUUGCCUCAAAACAUUUGAUUCAAAAAAACGUAAUGGUUAUGAACUCUGACUGUUAUGUACAUAGAGGAUUUGAAAAACUGGAUGAAAGUAUUUUGAGUAGGAAAACAAUGUAUGCUCUCACCAGGCAUGAAAGUGAAGAAAAUAUUCGUCUCUGUGAUGCCACAGAUCUUUGUGGACCAAAGUCAAAAUUUCAAGGAUCUCACGAUGGAUUUCUGUUCAGACUUCUCACACCAGUUUCCCCUUGGUUAUUGGACAAGAUUGACUAUCGCCCAAACAUUGGAGGCAUUGAGCAAGUUUUGAUUUUCAACUUCAGAAAAUAUGGAGGCUUUAAAAUAAAAAAUCCUUGUAAGAUCCUGCAUAUUGUUCAUCAUCACUGCAGUGGGGUGAGAAACGAGACAGAACGCGUUUUUCAAGGUCAACGUAUUGAUGACUAUCUUGAUGUUGCACAGCAUAGAAAACUUGUUUUGGCAGAGUUUUCUGGUUUAUAA